CUGCGUGAGCCGCCGCUCGCUUGACGGGGACUGCGGUUGUGACCGACCAAGUGAACGGGCAGACGCCGAAAUAAAAACCACUAGAAAUGAUGUGCGAAGUGAUGCCAACGAUAAACGAGGACACCCCGAUGAGUCAACGGGGGUCCCAAAGCAGCGGCUCGGACUCAGAUUCUCACUUUGAGCAGCUGAUGGUGAACAUGCUGGAUGAAAGGGACCGUCUCCUUGACACUCUUCGGGAGACGCAGGAAAGCCUGUCACUUGCACAGCAACGCCUACAGGAUGUCAUCUACGACAGAGACUCCCUGCAGCGACAGCUCAACUCAGCCCUGCCUCAGAUGACGGUUGCUGCUGGUACGAGCAUUGAGAAUAACAUUCAAAGGACCAUAUCCUGCCCCAAUGUAUGUUCUACGUAUCUUGGAUUUUUGUUUGCCAUCGUGGGGCCAGCAGAUCCCCCUGUGCAGCUCAGUAUUCCUUCCUCUGCUCCAAGAGGCGGAGGUAGCAAACUAGCAGAGCUGCUGUCUUGCCAACCAGGCCAAGUGCCCUAA
Molecule: messenger RNA, 545 nt
Organism: Nothoprocta perdicaria
Lineage: Eukaryota; Metazoa; Chordata; Aves; Tinamiformes; Tinamidae
Product: liprin-alpha-2-like
Exons: 4
Coding region: 87-545 (152 amino acids)
Source: RefSeq, a predicted model, not a curated record